Eremomyces bilateralis CBS 781.70 is the source of this 2988-nucleotide messenger RNA. RefSeq lists its product as uncharacterized. Bases 366 to 2570 code for a protein of 734 amino acids. Gene Ontology annotation, molecular function: protein binding. NCBI's taxonomy places the organism in Eukaryota, Fungi, Ascomycota, Dothideomycetes, Eremomycetales, Eremomycetaceae. The transcript has 3 exons. The record is from RefSeq and is a predicted model, not a curated record.
CAACAUAUUCAUGUCGCCUCAUUAUGGGGAAGGAGCUGAACAUGCAUUGCGUCGGCUGAAGGAGAAGAUCUACAAACGCACAAGCAAUACUCAGCUCAACUUACAGGCCAAUUUCGCUUCUACGCAUCAAUGGGGCCCUGCCUACAGCGAAUUAAUGACCGCUCCUUCUGAUCGCGAUGCAGAGGUUAUCGAUAAUGGAACGCUGCCUUGGGAUACGCCGACGGCACUGAUUGGCAGGAGGGAGUCUGGAGUCCACGCAUCCUAUAACAUCGCAGAGCUAAUCAACAUUGGGCCAUACCCCAUCCGACCAGGCACAAUCUUGAUAAAUCCCGCUGGUGGUAUGUAGAGUCCGCGAUGUACUGAAAAUGACGCUCAUGACCUUUUCAAUAGACCAACCUACACGAGGCCGAUCCGCGUCCCCAAACUUCCAGCGCAGUAUCCAAUUGUACUUUGAUAAUGCGCGACGUAAAGCCAGGGAGCAAGCGAUGGCGGCUACCAUCGACUGGCUGGAUAUGACAAACUUCAACCGACUAUACAACAUGCAUCAGCAAUAUGAUAAGCAGUUGUCAUUGUACCUUCAUGGCACAUGCAACUGGAUCUUUCACAAACCUGAAUACCUUGCCUGGGAUUCUGAUGAUUCCGGCAGCGAUGCACCUAGACUACUGUGGGUAUGUGGGCCUGCUGGGUUUGGCAAAACCGUCCUUUGCGCCAAAAUACUUGAACGUUUUAAGGCUAAGCAUGAGUGGUUGGUGGCUUUCUUCUUCUCCUCACUUCACACCGCAUCAGCUCCGACAGGCGAUAUGAGCUUCAUCAUUCGGUCUUGGAUGGCACAGUUAGCAGCUCCAGAUCCUGACACCCUCGAACUGAUCUGGGGCUACGCCAAGCGCUCUGAUGUUGGAGCCAGAGCGUUGGACUCUGAGGUCUGGUCUGCUUUUGAAGCUGUCCUGGCACAGAAGCAGGGUGUCGCUCUUUUCCUUGACGGGCUCGACGAGUACUCCAAAACAGACGACGCUCGUGUCAGUUUCUUGCAAAAGCUCAAGAGCGUGGCUGCCGGCACCGCAACGAGAAUUCUCAUAACCAGCCGGGAAGAAACUGAUAUUAAAGUAGAGUUGUCAACGGUCAAAUCAUCAGAGCAAGUCAUUCUUAAAUACAAGAUUACGAAGAAAGAUGUCGACGACGAUCUCAAACUCUACUCCAGAUCUGUGGUGGAUAAAACGCUACCAAGAAAGGAUGAGAACCUUCGAGUGAGGCUGGCAGAUAAACUCACUCAGAAAUGUGAGGGAAUGUUCCAGUGGAUCAAGAUGCAGCAGCCACAGCUGCGCGACACUAAAAGCAAGACGAAACUAGAAAAUAUCGUUGAGAACAUGCCAAUUGGACUUACUGAAACGUACAAGAAGAACUGGGAAGACAUCAAACGUCAGCCCGCAGAUGACCAAGACCGUGCAUUUGCAAUCUUGCGCUGGACAACAUUUUCCUUACGGCCACUGUCCGUAUCCGAGAUUUCGGAAGUCCUAGCUGUUAACACUUACGCCAAGUGUAGCAGUUUACCGUUAGAUGAACUCCCCGACGACAUCGACGAGAAGUAUAUCGAAAACGAGAUUAUAGCCAUCUGCGGCUCUUUGGUGGAAGUCAGGAGAGCAAAUUCCGAGGAUCAGUCCGCCUCCAAAACCAUCCACCUCGUUCAUCCAUCAGUCAGAGAGUUUCUCCUAUCGGUUCUGCCAAAGCAUCGGCAAAUGCUCUCAGAUGAAGCAUCCACAACUGAGUGCGCAGCAAAUCCGGCUGAUCAGCAUCGUUAUCUUUCGGCCGUUUGCCUGACAUAUUUGAAUUACAACAACAUCUGGAAUGAUUCAGAUAAUAAUCAAAGCUAUGUCAGUGGAUAUUCAUUUCUUGACUAUGCUUCAAGGUUUUGGCAACUGCACCUUGAAAACGUAGUAAAAGAGGAUCCUUGGGCGUCACGGAUCGUGACCGACUUCUUACAUACUGGAAAUUCGAAGUUCAGCAGGUGGGCAAAGUACUUUGAGUCUUGCCGAAAUGCUGAGGAUGGCGAAGAGAAAGUAGCUGGAACCCCAAUAUACUAUGCCACGUUAUUCAAUCUUCUUAUGACACUGGAAUCCAUCUGGAACCAAGAUAAGACGCAACUGAAUGUUUUGGGUGGUCGAUAUGGCACCCCUCUACAGGCGGCUUGCGCAAAGCACAACAACAAGGCAUUCGAGAUGCUGAUGAGAUGGGGUGCAGACGUGAAUGUUGAAGGAGGCGAGUUUGGUGCGGCUCUUGUUGCUGCUGCAGCUGGAGGUUUCGAGGAUAUGGUCAUAGCCUUAACCAGCAACGGCGCCAAGCUCGAACUCAAAGACUCUAUGGGACGGACAGCGCUCUAUACAGCAGCGAAGAAAGGUUUCAAGGACGUCGUCAGUUUUCUGUUGGUGGCAGGAUCGGAGAUCGGAACUACAAACAAGUACGGGGUCACAGCAAUGAAUGCAGCAGCUGGUAGCGGCCACAUCGAAGUGGUCCGGCUGCUGCUCGACCGUGGACAGAUGCCAAUGCUCCAAACAGUAACGGAUGGACGCCUGUAAACUUAGCCGCGAACCGUGGUCACAUCGAAGUGGUCCGGCUGCUGCUCGACCGCAAAGCAGACGCCAAUACUCCAAACAACGAUGGAUGGAUGCCUGUAAACAUAGCCGCGAACAGUGGUCACAUCGAAGUGGUCCGUCUGCUGCUCGACCGCGGAGCAGAUGCCAAUGCUCCAAACAUAACGGAUGGACGCCUGUGAACUCAGCCGCGAACCGUGGUCACAUCGAAGUGGUCCGUCUGCUGCUCGACCGCGGAGCAGAUGCCAACACUCCAAACAAGGACGGAUGGACGCCUAUAAACGCAGCAGCUGAUAGCGGCCACAUCGAAGUGGUCCGGCUGCUGCUCGACCGCGGAGCGGAAGCGAAUACUCUAACCAAAAAUCGACAGAGUCUAUUACAUUCUUCAGCGCUUUCUGGGAAU